Molecule: messenger RNA, 1041 nt
Organism: Arachis duranensis
Lineage: Eukaryota; Viridiplantae; Streptophyta; Magnoliopsida; Fabales; Fabaceae
Product: adenine phosphoribosyltransferase 5
Exons: 7
Coding region: 221-859 (212 amino acids)
Biological process (GO): adenine salvage
Cellular component (GO): cytosol; cytoplasm
Molecular function (GO): adenine phosphoribosyltransferase activity
Source: RefSeq, a predicted model, not a curated record
UGAGUUGGAGUGAGAGAUGAGAAAGCAUAAUAAAUAAGCCUGAAACAAAGUAUCCACACUUUAAACUCAAACCAACCAAACCCCUUCUCUUUCUUUCUCUUUCUCUGCAACACUUUCGGAGGGAAACACUAUAAAAAAAAGCAGCUUGGUUUUUACCGAAACAACACAACAAGAGUCAACAGUCAACACACUACUCUUCACACUUCACACACAAAAGAAAAUGUUCGCUGAAGAGAAUGGCCUCAAGGGAGACCCAAGGCUUCAAGCCAUUUCUCAAGCCAUCAGAGUCGUUCCUCACUUCCCCAAGCAAGGAAUAAUGUUUCAGGACAUAACGACAUUGUUGUUGGAUCACAAGGCGUUUAAGGACACGGUCGACAUUUUUGUCGAUCGUUACAGAGACAUGCACAUUUCCGUUGUUGCCGGAGUGGAAGCUAGGGGAUUCUUGUUUGGUCCCUCAAUUGCAUUGGGGAUUGGUGCAAAAUUUGUUCCUUUACGCAAACCAAGGAAGCUGCCAGGCGAAGUAAUAUCAGAAAAGUAUUCUCUAGAAUACGGAACUGAUUGUUUGGAGUUACAUGUUGGUGCUGUCCAGCCGGGUGAACGAGCCAUAGUUAUCGAUGACUUGGUGGCCACAGGUGGAACUCUCUCGGCAGCAAUAAGACUUCUAGAACGUUCUGGUGCUGAAGUAGUGGAAUGUGCUUGUGUGAUCGGUGUGCCGGAUGUUAAGGGACACUGUAGGCUUAUCGGAAAACCACUCUACGUCCUCGUUGAGCCACGUGAAGUAGAUAAAUGUUCCAGAGGUAGUACAUGCGUAAAUACCAAGUCAUUCGAUUGCGUGUCACAUCAAGGUUGGGGUGGAUAAGAAGGUAAAAGUAGUCAAGAAAACAAUGGCUAAUGUGAGUAUGUGACAUGUCAAUAUCGGAUCAAGUAAUGACUUGGAUAACAUAAAUUCGUUUUCCAACUUUAUGUUACUAUUACUAUCGAAAAUUCAAUAUCCACGAUAAAAAGUAAAAAAAAAAAAAAUCAAUAUCACUACAUUUUAUU